Messenger RNA from Xenopus laevis (African clawed frog), 10181 nucleotides. RefSeq names its product ciliogenesis and planar polarity effector 1 L homeolog (gene cplane1.L). Gene Ontology annotation, biological process: cilium assembly. The transcript is spliced from 53 exons. The coding region runs from base 373 to 9888 and encodes 3171 amino acids. Gene Ontology annotation, cellular component: ciliary transition zone. The record is from RefSeq and is a predicted model, not a curated record. NCBI's taxonomy places the organism in Eukaryota, Metazoa, Chordata, Amphibia, Anura, Pipidae.
CCCAGCUGCAAUAGCGCCCCCAUCCCUGUGGAAUUCCCUAGCAAUGGCCGCCAGUCAGAGUCAUUGGUCUCCAGGCAGCCGGCCGGUAACCAGGCUGGAGCGCGUUGUGGGCUGACUUUCCUUAGUCCCCUCCCUGGUAGGUGUGUUUGUGUCUCUCCCAACCGCGUCCCUAGGCCUGGCUCUUAUUUUCCUUUACUGCCGCGCCAAUUCCCGGGCUUGAGGCUGGAACACCACAGAAAGGGAAAGCGGAGGGAUACCGAAUAAGGAAGUGAGAAGAAUCACACGACUGUAUCGUUCCGCGACGGAAACGACGGAAGGAUGAUGUCCCAUAUAACACAGUCUGGGGGUAUUUGGUGAGAUAUUUCCAUAACCAUGGAGGUCUCUUUUGAAGUUCUUGUAUCUACUAACAUCAAGAGGAAGAAGCCUUCCCCAAAACUCUGCUGGCUGGGAAAACAAAAAGAAGCAGUGUUUCUUCAUGAUGAUAAGUAUCUAAGUGAACUUAACCUCCAAUCAGGAAGAGUGAAGAAGGCACCACCUCGACUACAGGCCGUGCUCAAGAAGAAGAGCAUUGUGACUCUCAGUACUUCUCUAAAUGGGAUCUAUGUGGCAGGCUUGCUUUUAUCUGGGGAAUUAUUUAUUUGGAACAAAGAUCUCGAUAGCCUCCAGACAGUCCCAGCUAAUGAAGAGGUAACCAACCUAAUUGCAGCUGUACAAGAACUUUCCUUGAAGCUCUAUCUGUUUAUAUCGGGAGAUGGCAAGAAAGUGCUCCUCGUUACCCUCACUGGUUCUGUGUUCCUGUGGGAAAGCACUGAAAGGGACACGCUGCUUAUUUCUUCCAAAUGUCCAACUUUAAGCAGAUGGACAAAGAUUCAACCCUGUGACUCUGCACUGUUUCCCGGCACAACAGAUAAAGACGCUACAGUGAAUGCAAUCUUUGUGAAGAAUGAGAUUCUUGGUGAUAGCCUUCUAUGCUCAUUUGCCUUUUAUUCUGGCCAGCGGCUCGUGAUGACUUUUCUGACUUUGCGCUGGUAUGAAGACGAUCAGCGGUGCAUUAGUUCAUUACCGUACCAUAUUCGAUGGGCACAACAGGAGUGCUCUGUCCAGAACCUUGUCCCAUCUUGUCAAGCAGUGAAGUCAAGAGGAGCACUGGUAGCCACAUUCUCCAGGGAUGGUCUAGUUUUAGCCCUAACCGUUAAUCAAAGGGACCCUAAGGACACCCAAAUCUUGUUUAUCAAUUCAAUGAAUUUUACCACCAUUUCUGGGCACCUGAGGGGCUGCAGCAGCAAGGAUCAGAAUAUUCCAUCCAAACUUUUAAGGUCCUACUGGGUUGGGGAUAUGUCUUGGACAGCCGACAGUCUUUUUCUGGCUUGUUUGUUAAAACGCGGAACCCUUGUCUUGCUGACUCGAUUAGGGGAGAUCCUGACGCUGACAACUUUUGGUUGUUCUGUUGAAUUCGGACCUGCAGAGUUCAUUCCACUUCACCCUUUGAUUACAUACAGAUCUCCAUGGACUCUACUGGAUUCCCAGGAUGCCAAUAAUUCUCUUGGUUCAUGUGCGUCCGAUGCUGACAUAAUGAGACAGAGAUAUUCCGUCACCUGUCACCCACGCUUGCCCUAUCUCAUUGUUUCCGAUGGAUACAUGGUUACUGCACUUCGGAUUGCAAAUAAUCUCACGCCAUAUUCCUUUGUUAAAUCACUACUGCUGGAUUCAGCUCAAAGACUGGAGAACAUGAGGCAAACGAUGGAGCUAGGGAAGCCAAAAAACAAUGGCAUUAAACUUAGGCCGCUGUCCUCAUUAAAAGCACAUUUACUGAAAGAUCAUGGAACUGCAUACGCUGCAUCGUCUACCAUUCCAGGCUUUUUGCAAGCAGAGGAGGAAAAUGUACAAUCUGUUGAAUUAUCAACAAUACAGGACGAGGAAGAAGACUCAGAUGAUGAUUUCCCAAGAUAUUCUGUUCCCUGUGAUUCCUUUGGACAUGCUGAGCAGGGCAAGCUCGAGUUUGCCUCUAUGUUUGACACUAUUCAUGCCAGAGAAAUGAAUGAUGGACAGAAUGCCAUAUCCAGUGACAUUCAUCUCAUUCAGAGAAGCCUCCACACUGCUUGGACAGUGUGUGUGACCAUGAGACACCUUGAAGAGAAGGAAUCAUUGUUACAGUAUACAGUCGGGUGCCUAUCACAUUUCUUGUCUGUUCUUCAGAGUUUCUACUGUACUUCUGUAAAGUCCGAUACAUUAUCAAAACGGAAGGGAAAUGUCUGUAUUGUGUUCCUCCGUGUUUUCCAGCAGUGCCUGACAGUCUUGCACUGGGAUGUGAUAUCACCAAUGUCAUUUAAACACAUUGUAAAACUUACUACUGAAACCACCAAAAUGAUCCUUGCACAGCAAGACCAGCUCUAUACCAGGAGGCUGCUUCAAAGUGUGUGUUUGCUAAAGAUGGUUUCCCAGCAAUUAAACGCUAUAUAUCACCAUCAGUAUGAGACGCUCUCUAUCUCACCUACGGGGAGCAUUAAGGCAAUCCUUGAUAUAUUAUACACUCCAGCUUUUGAAAUGGUUGAUCAGCCCCCUAAAGGCUUUUCUGCAUGUUCUAUAGUCAAACAACCACCGGAAUCUGUAAAACUCAGCAUGAAGUCAGAGAAAAGACUUGCAGUCUUAUGGAGGCUUCUAUAUAACAGGUCUCUUUGUUAUCAGAGCUAUUUGAGACAACACAUCAGCUCAAAUCCAACAGAGAAAAUCACCAACAAAGUUAACUGUGAGCAACAAGCAGUAACAUCGCUGAUCUGUCAUAUCCAGGCUGAACUUCAGGCUGCAGGACAGGGGCUGGACCAAAGCCUCCAUCUUCUGCCUGUGACUGGGGAAGAAUGUUUCCUGCUUGGAUCAUACAAAGAAUCAGUGGACUACUGGAGAAGAGCGUUAGUAGACAUCAGUACCCAAGGUGGGAGGAGAGCCAGUUUACUACAGACGCGAUAUUACCUAUCACUACUCUACUGCCACCUCUAUAACUACAAUCUAAAUGAUGCCCAAGGCAUGUGUGACCAGCUUGUGGGAGAACUACUGAGGAAAUCCAAUCUACUUACAGAGGCACCUGAGGACCUUGAACAACAGCUAUUUGAUGAUCUUCACCCUGAAGCGGCAUUGGCUGUGAUCCAGUCUAUGGGCAGAUUCAUGGCUGCAUAUUUCACUAACCAGCAGCUCUAUGUCUUUCCUCCACACAACGUCCACAUAUUGCUCCCUCUUUAUGGUGCUUCAGAACGGCAUCCUCGAGUAGUCGCUCUGCAGCACAGCAUGGUUGCCAGUGUGGUUAGAGACCAGAAUCUGUCUUGCGUCUGGACGGUGGAAUAUGCUCUUGACUUGCUUCUGGUUGGUGGAUUGGUGCCAGAGGCUGUGUGGCUAGCAAACAAACUCGGAGACUGGAAGAUGUCCGUUUCUAUGGGGGUAGCUUAUAACCUGUACAUCGAAAGCAUUCCUGAUGAGUCUGAAAGAAAAGAGUUGUCCUUACCACCGACCCUGACUCCAGCACAUAUAUUUCAGGAAAAAUUACAGGCGUUCCUGGGAAGACCUCCGAGUCUCACCGCUGCGCCUAAAGAUGGCAACAUAUCAAAAGAAUUUACUGAUCCAAUUGAGGAAGAAGAUGCUGAUCUGCUCUUCAGCUCAGUACAAGAGAUGUUAAAGGCAGCCAUAAUGGCUGAUGCGGAAAUCCUUACAGAAACGCUCCAUCAGCUGAUGGACUCUGCCAAGGAGCUUAGCAGAAGGCUAGCGGAUUUAGUUCCAGACAAGCUUUACCUUCCAGCACCACCUCUGUACUGUCCGCAGCCAGCUUCAGUCAGUGAAGAUGAUCACAGAGAUUUACAAUUUGAAGCAGAAAAACACACACGGCAGAAGCUUUCUGGUGUUCUACAGAGAAUCCUAUUGAUUUUGCGGGCGGCUCACUGCUCGGUGCCUGCUGCCCAGUGGUAUAUUAAGCAGUUAAAGCGUGCCAGAAAAUUCUUGCAAAAGAUUCGUGCUAAAUGCUCUCUUCCUCCAUUAAAUGCUCUUCCUGAGUCCCUACUGAAUUACUCCAACAGCAGCAAAGUGUUUUUUAAAGCCAGUGAUCAACAAAAGGACCACAUUUCAGCCAGCAUCGUAGGCUGCUUUAGAGAACUAUGUGCCCUGUGUUGGAUGCUUCACGUGCGGGAGAGACUAUCUUUUAGCUGCAGACAGUACCAGAAAGCAAGGGAUAAUGGCAAACUAUUUAAGAGUGCAGAUGACUAUGACGCCUGUGUUACUGAGCGCUGCUUUGAGGCUCUGGAUUGGGCAUGCCGAAUGCUCCCGUUCACCCGCAUUAUAAACUGUGAAGAGCUGAUUCAGGAUAUCAUUCUGAGCCUUGUCAGUGAGUUGCCUCCUGUAAGGAAGGUUGCAGAAAUUUUGGUCAAAGCUUUCCCUCACCCUGAGGAUGUCCGUGUGCAACUCCGGGAGAAAUACCAGUCUGUUCAACAACGUCUAAGGCACUCCACAGUGAAGGGACCUCACGGGGAAGAAAUGAUGUCUGUUGUUAUUCAUAAUGUUCAGAGAGUGCGUCUGAAAAUGCUAAAGCGUAUACAGAGGAACAUAGGCCCAGUAGAAAUGCACGUCUGGGAAUCAGUCUUCGGAGAUACGUCUGAUGAGGAGGUACAAUGCUAUGACCAGUUGUCAUUGGGCACCAGCCUGAGCAGGAGCACCAUCACUGAUCUGGCCCGGCCACAAGUUUAUAGCGAUGCCGAUACUCUCUCAGAAGCCUUCACACUUCAUGAUUCAGAUGAGAGAAGUGAGCGUCACAUCGCAAAAGGCUCAUUUGUAAAGAGGCCAAGGCAAAGAAAACCAGAUAAAGAACAGAAAGCUGAAGAGUCCACAGAUAAUGUAACCAUUUUUCCUACUGUUGGCACCUGGGAAUUUGAGUGUGAGGAUGAAGAAUACAUUACCUUCUUAGAGCUGUUUCUGAGUUACCUCCUGGAAAAAGAUCUUCAUUGCAGUGAACCUGGGAUCCCUUUCCUCAGCACUUUCUGCAAUCAACUUAGAGAAAAUGAGCUAAAUUGUCUUGUGUUUGAUGUCCACACGACACUAAAACGCAGGCUGGGUAAAGCCAAAAUCCAGAGUGUGUUCCGAGCCGGUUGCUCCUAUGCAGUUAAUAAAGAGCCUUGGAAUGACUCAGACAUGUUACAAGGUACAUCAUUGUCUCAAGAUAACAAGACAUCUGACUUUAUCCCGAAAUUCUCUUCAACUGUCAUUCUAGACAAGCCAAAAGACACAUCAAAUAAACUCUUUUGCAAAUCAAAAAUGAGUCACUCGGGCAAAAGGGGAUUAUUUGGUUUGAAAGAACAAAGAAAAGCCAAAUAUGAUAAAGAGGUAUCGGAUGUAUCAGUUAAUGUGCCCGCACACAAUUCAUAUCACUACAGAGUAAUCCAUACUGGUCACUUUAAACCCAGUGAAGAGCUUGGAAUGGAACUGAAAGCCAAAUUUGGCAAUGAGGAGAAGUUAGUGGAGUGGAUGAUCAGGUGGUCAGACAGGAGGUUGUUUUGGACAGCUGGUAAAGCGGAAUUAUUUCAAGCUCACAGUUCUGCUAUCCGGGUGAAAGCCACCUCAGCUGCUAUCCUCACAUCCAUUUGGCUCUUAGAGAAACCUUAUCUGGGAGGUGUCUUCAAACAAAAUGAAAGGACUAAGGUUCCUCCACAAGAAUUCAUUGUUGCCCCAACUUUCCAAGAAGUUGUAGAAUCAGAAUUACAAGAGGAUUCUAGUUUACAUGUCAGUCACUUGCAGACCGAGACAGACUCUGUUCCAGCUAUGGAUGGGCCAGACCAAGUACUUACAGAGCAAAAUCUUUCUAGUGCCUCUUCAAAUGUGACCAGUAUUAGCAAAGAGAGCAGAUCUAAGAGGGACCAUAUAACUGCCACUAAGGGGCUAUACGCGGAUUACCAUAAACCAACAGUGGAUGCCAUUGUUCAUCUGGAUGAAAUUCCAUCAGAAACAGAAGAAGAGCAAGAUGACCAACUUGAUACACAAAGAAGCCCUAAUAUCUCAGUAUCGAUAAGAACCACAAAGCAUCAUAUGGAGAAGCUGCCCAGUGACGUUGAUAUUAUAAUACAGGAGCCUGAAGCACAAAACCAGCCUCUAAAUGGGAGAUCAGAGAGAGCAGAGCCAGCCUUGUUUUCUGAUAUUGCCCCUGCUGACCCCCAAACAUUGUCCAGUGCAGCGAGCGUUCCUCCCGUAGAGACAAGCACAGCCCAGCAGACUUUGCAUGGUGGAGAUCAAGGAGCAUCAAACACAUCAGAAGCCGUCAGGCAGUUAUUCCAAGAUGAGAUGUUUCGGCUUCUGCAGCUUCAGCAAAUCAACUUCAUGAGUUUAAUGCAAGUUGUUGGCUCCUCCUUCGCCGCCCUACCAGGCCUGCAUCAAGUUCUGCAGCAAACUGCUCAGAUAGGAAGAAGCCAGAUGGGGCAUGCAGUGGAAGAGCAUUUUACUCCGCAGUCCCAAACUGCUUUACCUACACAGGUCCCACCUUCCAAUAGCCAUCCAGCAGUGCAAAGGCAACCUGAUUUGGGUGUGGAGAACCCAGACAAACAAUGCAGUGCGUCAGACAGGGAAAAGAAUGCUGGGGAGCUACAGGGAAACAAGGAAAAUAUACAGACCCUUCCAGAGUUGAGCAUCCCCUUGAGACAAGUCCGCAGUGGAGAAGAGACCCCAGCAAAUCCGCGUGUGCCAACUGCUGAACCCAAUCCCAGUUUGCCUCUUCUUUCCUUUCCAGUUGUACAAAUGUCUCCUACCCACCACCCCACCCCAAGAGUUCUGACUGAUCUUAAUGGACUACCCCUUCUAAAACUACAACCUGAACCAAAAUUUUUACCCCUGCAUCUAAUUUCAAAUCACAGCGCCCAAGAAUUGACGAGGCCUAGAGUUGCUGCUCCACGGGAAGCCUGGGUGCUUCCUACUCGCAGAAUGAGGGAUGAGGUCCAAGUCUAUCAGCACCACCACCACAAUAAAGGCAAAGCCAUGAAAAGAGGAGAGGACAGAAACAGGAAGUGGCCUGAAACCAUUCAUAAAGGACAUUCAGCACCAAUGUCUGUGAAUCAGGCCCAUCCGCAGGCAGGAGUCACUGCUCACUUGCUUAAUCAGAAGCGACAAGGCAAGGAAACAAGACAGCAAGAUAUAACAUGGAGACAACAAAAAGUUGGGAUUCCUUUACUUCAGCUAAAGCCUUGUUUUCCACCGAUAUUCACACCUGAUAUCAGAGUAUCCUCUCAUCUUAAAGCAAAGUCAGACCAUGGUGCUGCAUUACCCCAAGCUCCUAUAACUCUUCUGAAAGCCAAUUUACCCCAAAAUCCAGAGUGUUUUCCCAUGAGCCUCACACCUCAGCUUAUCCCUCUGAAAAAUGUUACUGAAUAUGAACGGAGCAUAAAGCAAGACCUGCGGGCCACUAGGGGCGGUGCACUUCAGCUCCUACAGGCGAACAUUGAACCUUUUGAAGAAGUGGUGAAGCUUGGAGACAGCAUUAAAAGACAAAAAAGACGCUCUCGAAAACAGAAAGAUGAGAAAGCAGAUGCCAAGAAAGAGAGAAAAGCAUCCGUUACAUUCCGGCCAGAAGACUCCAUUAUAAGCCCAAAUAAUUUGGAUGAAGUUGCACAAGCUAAGGAUGUAAAGGAAGAUGAGCCUAUCCCGGAGGAGGAAAAUCCAUUUGUUCUCCCACUAGGUUCCUUCGAAUCUCUUCUUUCAAAGCCGACGCCAGUGAGCUCCAUUCCUACUGUGGCAGAGCUUCAUUACAUCGCAUCCACCAGAAAGAGACCUCCUGAGGUUCAUGAUGCCAGUACUAACACAGAAAGUGCUGCUAAGCCCUAUAAAGAUGCAGGAACUGAAUGCAAUGAGUUGCCGUGCGAGUUUCCCAACAGUCCAACAGCUGCUUCCAAUUCUGCCGCAGGCUCUCGGCUUCCUGUUAUUGACCCUCCUAUAGAAGUGCCUCCACCUUCAGAUGUCUUGAUGCAGUUGCCCCCUGAAUUGUUCCUGAAUCUUCAGUUCCCCCUGGAGAAGCUGGACGAGAGGAUUCCUUUACGGCAAACCUCAGAUGUGCCACCCACCUGUGUUGGGCACCAUUAUAUAAGUGUCACUGAUCUGGAGGGAGACGAUUUCCCCGAUGAUUUUUCAGAAGAGACAAGACGUGGAGCUGCUCCUGCAGAGAAGGUCGUUCACAUUGUUGACUCUACUCCUUCAGAAGCACCUUUGGGCCCCGUACAAAUAAGAGACCAUGUUCGUGAGAACCGACAGGAGCAGAGACUGGGAGACCAGGUUAUCCGCGUGGCCGACCCCGUAACAUACGAGAUGUUGUCUAAUAAAGCUGCUCCCUAUGAAAAGUUUGUUCGGAGACCAUGGACGAGUGGAACUGUACAGCACCAGGCUCUCUCCAGGCUCCAGGAGAUGGAUGCCCAGUUAGCAGCUUUGCAAGAAAUGGCCAAUGGCAUGGAGAGGGAUUUUGCCAAUACUGCGUUGUUGGUGAAAACAAUAGAAACCCUGGCAGAUGCCAGCGAGCCCAAUCCAGACAUUGCUGUCCAUUCUUCUAGAAGAGCUGAUAUGAAAGCACAUGCUCCUCGCAUGGAAAUAGAGAAAAUCAGAGAGGAGGAAGAGUUGACAUUGACAGACAUUGCCGGCGUUGAUUCAUUUGCUCGUCCCCCUGUCGUCUGUAUUUCUUGGGAAGAUUUGCCCUACGAGGCCCGGCCCUCCACUGGGCCGGCAGAGAACAGGAGGGUGGAUAAAAGUAGCGCCGGUCAAGACGACCUCCUGCACGUGACGGGGUUAAGUGAUAUUGCAGAUAUACUAAAUGAUCUUAUGAAAGGAGGCGUUUCUGCUUCAGAACUUGGACUGACAGAGACCCAGACCUCCUCCCUCUCCAGGGUAAGAGCUCGCAGUGCAUCGUCAAUGCCCGGAUCUAAAAGGACAGAGAAGGAGAGGCUGGAGCUGCAGAACUGGAUGAAGAAAAAGCAGAGAGAGAGACUGUCUGAGCAUAAGAGACAGCUGGAAGAACUGAGAGCGAUGGAGCACAAGCCGUACCAGUCAACUCAAGAUGCAAACACGUCAGUCUCAUCAAGAACAAUCCAGCGGCACCAGAGGCUGAAAGAAGAGAGAGAUAAAUCUCUGCUGUCUGAGCAUCAUGAUCACCGAGUGUCGGAGGCUUUGGGUCUCAUGCAGGAGAUGCUGUCGGAAGCCAAGCACGUCCCGGCCAUACAUCCAAGAUCCAACCCUUCAGCCUCCAAAUGGCAAACGCAACUCUUGUCUCCUAGAGGACCUUCAGCUGCAACACGGAGCUCACCUGCAAGUCACACGGCCAGACACAGACCCCUCUCCAAGACUGUUGCUCCGAGGCAAAGGCCCAUGUCGACUCCAUCUCGUCUUCAGUCAAGAGGAACAGCAACGUUUGUAAAGCAGAGAAGCACCUCGGAUCCCAAGAGCAGAGCUAGAAGUGCUCCCAGCUAUCCUGUUCAUUUCAAAUUUGAUAAGGCUUUACCUGGAGAUCGCUUGUCCCAAGUCACACGCAGAGGGCUACUGACUGCCAAGAACAAGCCACGUGUACAAGGUGGCACCACAACUGUCGCAAGGCAUCCUGGGUCAGCACAAGAGAGAAGAGGCGGCAGCAGCUUCCAGACGAGGAGGAACCAGACUGAAGAUGAAGAUCUGGAAUUAGAAAUGGAGAGGGACUUGGUGAGUCCUUGGGAAAUUCCUGAAGAAAUCCGCAACAUAUUAAAGAGAUCCACCACCUUCUCUCAGGGAUCACUGAAUGGAGACGGCAGCUCCCGAAAUGUUUCCAAAGUGGACGGUUUAUCGGAGAGUACAAGCAGUUUACUCAGCAAGCUGGACUGGAACGCUAUAGAGGAUAUGGUGGCCGGUGUUGAUGAAACAUGAGCAGGAAUCUCUGAAUACCAAGAAACAUGGCUGCCGGCAGUGGGCCCCCACCAGUGUGCCUUAGGGUUAGAUUUGAUCUCUGUCAUCCAUCUUGUUCUUUAUGUUCCACACUGGGUCUUUCCAAGGACUCAAUUGUUCCAUCAGUUCAUUAUUUGUAUAGUUAAAGCCUUAUUUUUCUACGAGUUUGUGUUUUAAAAUAUUUAUUUUUGUUAUUUGGCCUUCGUAUGAUCUUGAUAUUUAUCAUGUAAAUAUUUCACUAAAUGGGUUUCCAGUUUAAUAAAAUAUCAAUGCAA